This is a messenger RNA of Plasmodium gonderi, 1227 nucleotides long. RefSeq lists its product as hypothetical. The transcript has 2 exons. The record is from RefSeq and is a predicted model, not a curated record. Bases 1 to 1227 code for a protein of 408 amino acids. Lineage: Eukaryota; Apicomplexa; Aconoidasida; Haemosporida; Plasmodiidae.
AUGUUGCGUCCUAUUGUGAUUGUAUUGAUUUGUGUGAAUUUAACUUGGCUGUUAUCUUGUACUCCAGAGGAUGAAAAAAAAACGAAUGUUUCAGGCCUUGUAAAAAAUUAUAAAGAAGCUGCAAAUUUGUUGAAAGAAAAUUACAAAGAUGUUAAAAAACAGUGUGUUACAACGGCUGUAAAAAAUUAUAAAGAUGCUUCAAAUUUAUUGAAAGAAAAUUAUAAAGAUGUUAAAAAUCAAUAUGUUCCGGAACUUGUAAAAAAUUAUAAAGAAGCAUCAAAUUUAUUGAAAGAAAAUUACAAAGAUGUUAAAAAACAGUGUGUUACAACUGCUGUAAAAAAUUAUAAAGAUGCUUCAAAUUUAUUGAAAGAAAAUUACAAAGAUGUUAAAAAUCAAUAUGUUCCGGAACUUGUAAAAAAUUAUAAAGAAGCAUCAAAUUUAUUGAAAGAAAAUUACAAAGAUGUUAAAAAACAGUGUGUUACAACUGCUGUAAAAAAUUAUAAGGAAGCGUCAAAUUUAUUGAAAGAAAAUUACAAAGAUGUUAAAAAUCAAUAUGUUCCGGAACUUGUAAAAAAUUAUAAAGAAGCAUCAAAUUUAUUGAAAGAAAAUUACAAAGAUGUUAAAAAACAGUGUGUUACAACUGCUGUAAAAAAUUAUAAAGAUGCUUCAAAUUUAUUGAAAGAAAAUUACAAAGAUGUUAAAAAUCAUUAUGUUCCAGGAAUUCAAAAUAGUUAUAAUGAAGCUUCAAAUUCAGUGAAAGCAAAUUACGGAGAUGCACUAGAGAUAUGGAAAGACAUAUAUUCUAAUGAAAACCCCUUUUCAUCAGAAAGAUUGAAAAAACUUUAUGAUGGUGAUAAAUCUUUUGGUGAAAAUAUUAUCAAUUUAAAAAAUAAGGUAAAUACAGAUGUAGAUAACUUUUUAAUUCGACAAAUGUUAUAUGCAACUCCUAAAUCCGCCAAAAAACCUAGAACAUUUGCAGGAUAUUUAAUAAGGUUUUCAUAUGAUAAUAAGUACUUUGGUAUGCUUAUGUUACUUGUACUUCUAGCUAUGCCCAUUGGAUUAUAUAGUCCUAUACCCGCUCCUGGAGGCAUUGCGAACUUUAUUAUACUAAUAUGUUUGCCUGUUAUCAUUGCACUGACUAUUGCCGGAAAAAAGGUAAAAAUAAAUAAAAAAUUUAAGGGCAAUGUUUACGAGGUGACGACGAAUGAUAAUGAAGUAUCCAACUAA